AUGCUGCAAUGGGCGAUGCUGCUGCCCGUCGCGCUCGCGGCGUGCCCGCCGGACCAGAUCGUCUUCGGCGUGGGGCUGCCCAAGAGCGGCACGCGGUCCAUGGGCAUGGCCCUGCAAGCGCUCGGCUUUACGGCCUCCAAGGGCAUGGUUGGAACGAGAAACAAUGGCGUCGACUAUAAAUUCCACGCCGAUCUCCUGCCCUUCGUCAACGGCAACACCUCGGGCGCGCUCGCGAACCUCGGCGCGUCGAAGACCUGGGCCGGCUCGACGCUCUACAACGUCUUCCCCUUCUAUGCGCUGCCCUGCGAGCUCGCGGCGCGCUACGACCGGGCGCUCUUCGUGAACGUGGACCGCGAGUGCGGCGCCUGGGCGCGGAGUGCGCUGCGGCAGCUGUCGUGCGCCUGGCUGAAGCGCGGCUGCGACACGCCGCUCGCCGCGGACGAGCCGCACGACCACACGAGCGUCGGCUUCCGGUCCACGCGGUGGUACUUCGACCAGCUCGCGCCGGGCCUCGUCGACGGCUUCUGCGCCGACCGGGGGGCGAUCUGCACGAAGGCCUCCGGGUCCUGGAACUUCAACGCGAGCGCGGCGAACUCCACGGCGGCGCUGCGGCGCCUCGAGGCGGUCUGCGCGCGGCACCCCGCGCGCGUCGCCGCCUGCGUGCCGCCGGCGCGCUACCUCUCGCUCACGCUCGCCGAGGACUCGGCGGAGUUCGAGAAGAUCGUGGACUUCCUCGGCUGCGACGGCGCCGACCGGCGCCGCGUGCGGGCCGCCUGGGACAAGUCCGCGAAGCAGUGGAGCGGCACGCGCGCGGCGCGCCAGCCCAAGCCCGCGCGCGACGCGGCGGCGGACGCGGAGGCGCGCGUCGACGCGCCCGCGCCGCGGCGGCCGUCGGUGGCGUCGCGCCGGGACCGGGCCGACGCCGCGCGGCGGGCGCGGGACGAGGGCCGGCGCGGCGACGCGGCGCGGCGCGACGCCCCGGCGCGAAAGCGCGACAAGGAGCGAAGCAGGCAAGAGAAGAAGGCCCAACUGGGCCUGGGCCUGGGCCUGCGGUCCGCCGCGCGCGCGAGGGAGGAAGCGACGUAA
Messenger RNA from Aureococcus anophagefferens, 1086 nucleotides. RefSeq lists its product as hypothetical. The record is from RefSeq and is a predicted model, not a curated record. The coding region runs from base 1 to 1086 and encodes 361 amino acids. The transcript has a single exon. NCBI's taxonomy places the organism in Eukaryota, Pelagophyceae, Pelagomonadales, Pelagomonadaceae.